Rhizophagus irregularis DAOM 181602=DAOM 197198 is the source of this 1895-nucleotide messenger RNA. NCBI's taxonomy places the organism in Eukaryota, Fungi, Glomeromycota, Glomeromycetes, Glomerales, Glomeraceae. The record is from RefSeq and is a predicted model, not a curated record.
AUGUUUGCAUUGAGACAAUUUCGUUUACCAUUAUGUUCAAUUCGAGGUUUAAUUUUAGCACGAGAUAAGAAUGCAUUGCGACUUUUACAAUCAAAUGGAUCACUUAAAAAGCAAAAAGUGCCCGAUUUAGAACAGACCGCGAGCCAAUAUUUCGAAUAUCGUUCAAAGAUAAUUGAUGAUCUUCGCCAUACAAAAGAUCCAAAUCCAUACCCACAUAAAUUCAGUGUAGAUAUCACUAUUUCACAAUUUAUUCAAAAAAAUUCGCAUAUAAAAGCAGGACAAGUAAAUACUGAAGAAACUGUAAGAAUAGCUGGUCGUAUCCAUAAUCAAAGGUCUCACGGCGAAUUAAUUUUCUAUGAUUUACACGGUGAUGGAACCAAAAUACAAAUUAAUGCUCAGGCGCAAUAUUCGGAACGUGAUUUCGCAAAAGUUCAUGAACACAUCCGAAGGGGUGAUAUAGUUGGAGUUAUAGGAUUUCCUGGAAGAACAAAAUUAGGCGAAUUAUCAAUAUAUUCGAAAGACAUUAUAUUGUUAUCACCAUGUUUACACCAAUUACCAACCUCACAUCAAGGAUUUAAAGAUAAUGAAAUGCGAUAUCGACGAAGAUAUCUUGAUUUGAUGAUGAAUAAUGAAAUACGAGAAAAAUUCUUAAUUAAAUCAAAAAUUAUUAAUUAUCUUCGGCGAUAUUUGGAUGACCAAGGGUUUUUGGAAGUAGAGACACCGAUGAUGAAUUUUAUUGCGAGUGGAGCAUCAGCUAAACCAUUUGUAACCCAUCAUAGUCAUCUUAAACGUGAUUUAUAUUUAAGAAUUGCACCGGAAUUAUUUUUAAAACAAUUGGUCAUAGGCGGAUUAGAAAAAGUUUAUGAAAUUGGAAGACAAUUUCGGAAUGAAUCGAUCGAUACUAAUCAUAAUCCUGAAUUUACUACAGCAGAAUUUUAUUUGGCUUAUGCUGACAUGUUUGAUUUAAUGCAAAUUACUGAAGAUUUAUUGGGAAAUUUGGUUUAUGAUUUUAAAAAAAAAUAUGUUAUAGAUUAUGUUAUGGAUGACAAAAAAAUGCAAAUUGAUUUUAAACCACCAUUUAAAAGAAUUGAUAUCAUAGAAACUUUGAAAAAUAAGUUAAAUGUGAAAUUCCCUGAUGCGGAUCAAUUACAUACUGAAGAUACAAAUAAAUUCUUAUGUGAUUUAUGUGAAAAACAUAAAGUUGCUUGUAGUCCACCAAAAACAAAUGCUAGGAUGUUUGAUAAGUUGAUUCAAAAAUUCAUUGAAUCAGAUUGUAUAUCACCAACAUUUAUAACAGGUCAUCCACAAAUUUUAUCACCAUUAGCAAAAUCACAUCGUGAAAUUUCUGGAUUAUGCGAAAGAUUCGAGUUAAUUGUCGGUACUAAUGAAAUUAUUAAUGCAUAUACUGAAUUAAAUGAUCCUUUCGAACAACGGAAAAGAUUUGAAGAGCAAAGUCAUCAAAAAGACUUAGGUGAUGAAGAAGCUCAAAUUGAUGAUGGUGUAUUUUGUACAAGUUUAGAAUAUGGUUUACCUCCCACAGCUGGAUUGGGUUUAGGUAUUGACAGAUUAGCCAUGAUAUUAACUAAUAGUUCCAGUAUUAAAGAGGUUUUAUUAUUUCCAGCUUUGAGACCUUUGAAUUAAACUGUGAAUUUAAUAGUUAUUACGUAUUUAAAAUUAGCAUAGAAACGUCAUGUAUUACGUACGGGCUAUAACCUAACUUUGUCUGUAUUAAUAAAAAAUUGAUUUGCAAAAAAGAAAUACUAGUGCAUUCGGUUCAAUUGACGAUCACUUCGUUGGUAUAUACGUUGUUUUUCUCAUCUUCGCAAAAUUAUUAUGUACGGUUAAAAAAUUUCCAUUAUAGCGAAAUGUAUUAAAAUAGCUAUCAAGUAUCAUUU